GAUCCGAGCACAAGUUAGCGAGACAAAGUUCAAUAUAAUAUAAUUUAAAAUACAAUUUAUAUACGGAACAUUGAGAUAAAAUAUGUUACAAACGAGACCAGAGAGGAAGAUUUUGAUGCUGUUUUUAUUUACCGUUCUUAUCAAGCCAGUGUACAUGGAUAAAUCUCUAAAAGACUGGUCAUGCAAGAAUAAAGUUGCCGAUAUCGUUUUCCUGUUGGACACUUCAACAAGCAUCUGGGAAGAAGAUUUUGACAAGCAAAUUGUUUUUGUUGAACAUAUUGUGAACCAUCUUCCGAUUGGAGAAAAUCACGUCCGUGUCGCAGUGGCUACCUUUGGUUCAGAUGUUGUCACUCAUUUUCAUCUGGACGAUUUUUUUGACAAGAAUAAUUUAUUAGACGCCAUUGGCAGUAUUCAACACCGCGAAGGUAGAACUGACACAGGAAGUGCCAUUAAGCAUGCGCGAACACUUAUGUUCGCAGAAAAACAUGGCGGCAGGAAAAACAUUGAGAAAAUAAUUGUAGUAAUAACCGAUGGAUUUUCAAUAGAUCCGUUCGAUACGGCAAAUGAAGCUUCGAUAUGCAGGAGUCUGGGUAUGAAGCUUAUUUCCGUGGGUGUUGGACAUGGAACGGACGAGUUCGAACUCAAACAUAUUGCAAGCGAACAUGAAGGAAAGAAGAUGGUGUUUACCGUUGAUGAUUUUGUUUCGUUGAACACCAUUGAAGAUGUUAUAACCAAAACAACAUGCGAUGUCAUACAAACCAAGGGUGCGGUCAUGGCAGACGAAGCUGUGAUAGACAGACCAAACACAGCGCAAGUACGAAAAUAUUGUGCGGGGAAGCCAGCUGAUGUUUAUUUCGUUGUCGACUCUUCAAGCAGUAUACGUCGUGUCGAUUACAAGAAAAUGCUGAAUUUCAUCACUGACGUCAUAGACGUUUUCGACAUUGGUCCUCAGUCCACACGCGUAGGCGUGGUCGCAUUUAGUGACAGCGUACAUGCUGUUAUUGCACUUGAUAAUAACCUUAGACCAGAUAUGUUAAAACAACGGAUAAUGAAUAUAGAGCAUUAUGAAGGCGGAACUCAUACCGGAAGUGCGCUAAGAUACUUACGAGAACAAGGAUUCAAACGAGGCUACGCACGUGAGAAUGUUGCCCACGUGGUUAUUCUUCUCACAGACGGAAUGUCUACUGAUACCAAACUAACGCUGGAAGAGUCCAAAAUACUUAAACGGAGGGGCACAUAUCUAUUUGUAAUUGGGAUUGGCGAUCAGGUUGAUACGAAAGAACUGCAAGAAAUAUCAAGUAACCCUCAUCAAGAUUUCGUUUUUCUGAUGGAGGACUUCCACGUGCUGACAGCCAUCAAGAAUUUGCUUGCAGUCAAAACUUGUUUAGGUAUAACUGCACACACUGCUCUAGCCGGUGGUCAAGAUCAGUCGACGGAACUGCAAGCUGACUCAGAUCAUGUUGUCUGUUCGCCACAAAAAGAUCCGGUCGACUUACUUUACGUGUAUGACAGCCAGUUUGUUGGAAAGGAUCAUUCAAAUGCCAUCGAGAACUUUAUUUUUGAAAUGAUUCUAGCUACUUCAGACAGUAACAUAAACGCAGGGCUCGUGUCAGGCGCUUGUGAAAGACCGAAAAACGUUCCUUUAUCAAAGUACAAGAACAUGAAAGAAAUCAAACAUCUCCUUAAAAGGGCUCAAGCUGAGGGAGUGGCUGCUCUACUUAAACACGUGCGCGUUGAAGGAUUCAGCAAACAAAACGGCGGACGCGAAGGAGCCGAGAAAAAAGUGGUAUUAUUUAUUGACGGAGCUGUUGAGGACAAACAUUUCAAAAUGCGACUUGCAGUUAAAAGACUGAUGUUUCGUUCUGGCGUAGACUUGUUUGUAGUGUCUAUUGGAAAAGACGUCAGUGACGCUGUUUCCUCCUUACUUGACAACAGCGAAAAUUUGAUACAAACCAUUUCAACAGAGACACUCGUGUCUGUAAAACAAAAACUCACGGAAAAGCUGUGCAGAAAUAAUAUCAUUUCAUAGCUGACUUUUCAUUCGUUGUUAAGUAUUACGUUUUUAACCGAAUGUGUGUCUAUUAAAAGGGAAGUAGCAAGCAUUAUAUUGGAGAUGAGAUUUGUUAAAAUGCCUCAGAUGUAUUUAUUUUAUAUUUAUUAUUACUUUUUCCGUCCUUUAUUUAUUGCAUACAUAUAAUAUGUAUUGUUAAAGCAACUUUUGUGUUGAUGUGAAUACUUGUUUGUAUUAUUGCCUUUUGUUAUCUUGCCAAACAACAGCAUUAAAGUUUAAACCUUGA
Mercenaria mercenaria is the source of this 2297-nucleotide messenger RNA. RefSeq names its product collagen alpha-6(VI) chain-like. The coding region runs from base 83 to 2029 and encodes 648 amino acids. The transcript has 7 exons. The record is from RefSeq and is a predicted model, not a curated record. Lineage: Eukaryota; Metazoa; Mollusca; Bivalvia; Venerida; Veneridae.